AACGCAUUCUGCAUUCUUCUCACAAGGGCGGAGCUAUUAAAUAUUACACAAACUAACCAGCCAGGGUAUACCGCCGGGAUCCAACACCUCGCCCAACCGACCUCCUUUUCUGGUACAUUUGCUUCUUCCCAAAGAUCCAUAAAGAAAAAAGAGCAAGGGGGAGGGAGAGAGCUGGAAGCCGAGCACUGUGAUCGAUCCAUUGCUUGUGCGCUCUACCUUGCGGGCAGGUUUUGUUGCGGUAGACAAAAAAAAAAAGACAAAAAAUGGUGGUACAGUCCUAAGAAAUCCCUAUUCCCCAAGACCAACCACCCCGCAUGCAACGGUUUAUUCGUAAGGAUCGUAAGAAUGGUAUGUAUGAUUGCAGAACUUUGUAAGCUACAGAGUCUGCAUAGUGACAUUGGUACAACAAGGAAAAUAUUUUCAGCUGUUCCUCCAAUCUCGCACAAGGGGCUAGCUUAG
Messenger RNA from Colletotrichum graminicola M1.001, 459 nucleotides. RefSeq lists its product as uncharacterized. The transcript has a single exon. The record is from RefSeq and is a predicted model, not a curated record. Lineage: Eukaryota; Fungi; Ascomycota; Sordariomycetes; Glomerellales; Glomerellaceae. The annotation marks the transcript as partial.